This is a messenger RNA of Gorilla gorilla gorilla (western lowland gorilla), 992 nucleotides long. RefSeq names its product ATP synthase F(0) complex subunit C1, mitochondrial-like. The transcript has a single exon. Lineage: Eukaryota; Metazoa; Chordata; Mammalia; Primates; Hominidae. The record is from RefSeq and is a predicted model, not a curated record. Gene Ontology annotation, biological process: proton transmembrane transport; proton motive force-driven ATP synthesis. Bases 449 to 856 code for a protein of 135 amino acids. Gene Ontology annotation, molecular function: proton transmembrane transporter activity.
CAAGGGAGGGAGGGAAGAAAGGGGGGAGGAUCUGUCUAUGAACUGAAUUGGGAUAUCACCUCGUAAAUGAGUAGGUAUCUCUGCUAACGUAUCACCAGUAUAUUCCAUAUAUAGAAAGUACAUGUGUUUGAAGAAGAAAUCUUUCAGCUAAUAUUUUAUAAAGCUUCAAGUAAAAGCAAAGUACAUAAAACAUGUCUUUUGGGCAGGGCAGUAUGCCUGUAGUCCCAGCUCCUUAGAAGGCUGAGGCAGGAAGAUCACUUGAGCCCAGAAGUUCAAGUCCAGUCUGGGCAUCAUAGGGAGACCUCCAUCUCCACGGAGGGGGAAAAAAAAGGCCCUGUUAAAGAAAACAAAAACAAAAAAACAAGUGUUUUAUAACUUUAAAGGUUAAUUUUCCGGGUGGGGGAAGCUGAGUGCUGAGACCAAGGGCUAAAGCUGGGAGACUGAAAAAAUGCAGACCACCAGGGUAUUACUCAUUUCUCCAGCUCUGAUCUGCUGUUGUACCAGGGGUCUAAUCAGGCCUGUGUCUGCCUUCUCCUUGAAUAGCCCAGAGAAUUCAUCUAAACAGCCUUCCUACAGCAGCUCCCCACUCCAGGUGGCCAGACGGGAGUUCCAGACCAGUGUUGUCUCCCGGGACACUGACACAGCCGCCAAGUUUAUUGGUGCUGGGUCAGCCACAGUUGGUGUGGCUGAUUCAGGGGCUGGCAUUGGAGCGGUGUUUGGCAGCUUGAUUAUUGUCUAUGCCAGGAACCUGUCUCUCAAGCAGCAACUCCUCUUCUAUGCUAUUCUGGGCUUUGCCCUGUCUGAGGCCAUGGGGCUCUUCUGUUUGAUGAUCUCCUUCAUCCUGUUCGCCAUGUGAGGCUCCGUGGGGGUCACCUGCCUGUCCCUGCAGCUGCAACUCCACGCCAUUCCUGGUGCUGGGGUGUGCUAAGCUUUACCAUUAAACACAGCAUUUCUCUAAAUAAAUAAAUAAAUAAAGGUUAAUUUUCAUAAUA